Messenger RNA from Knipowitschia caucasica, 558 nucleotides. Lineage: Eukaryota; Metazoa; Chordata; Actinopteri; Gobiiformes; Gobiidae. The record is from the annotation of a GenBank genome assembly.
AUGAAGGCGUGUUUGUGUCUGCUGGUGUGCGUGGCGGCCGCUGUGUGGGUUCGCCAGUCCCUCGCUGCUCCCCGUCGCUCCUCGCCGUUCAAUCUUAAAACUAUUCUUGACAAAAUCGAUAAUUACGACCAUGUGCGCAGCAAGGGGAAGUGGUUGGCCAGUGUUCGCAACUUUACCGAAGGACAUGGGAGAUGCGGGGAUAGCUUCUUCUGUGCGGUCCAUGGCAUCUUUCACAAACACAGCAACGCCACAAAUGAAAAACAAGACAGGGUUAUUUUGGCUAAUCUAGAAAAUUACAUAAAGCAGCAGGACCUGAACUGCACAAGUAUCCUGCCAAGUCCUCUGAAUACUACGGUGUGGUAUCAAACAGAGAUAUUUCUGGACGAUGGGUGUCUGCGGGGCCUGGGACCGCUGGGAGCAGAGAGGAGGGACGGGCUGAGGGGGGUGGGCUGUCGACGCAGCAGUGGGACGUCCUCCAGGGGCUCCGCUCGGUCCCAGCAUGGCUUUGUAAUGUCUCGCUUCAAAGGCAUCAAAACCAUGAGAGGGGCCACAAGAUGA